AUCAAUAAACCGCCCCCGCAGAUCUAAGUCUUGGGUGUCAUCGUCAAGGGUUGUAUAACCCUUGAUAAGAUGUAGCCAUCUGCAUGUAGCAGGUUCCAUCACAAUGUAAACUCGAUAUACAAAUACCCCAUCCCAGCGACGUUCUUUCUCGAUCGUCCACCACGAAAACAAGCAAAUCCACAAUUUCGCGUAUACACUUCCCUUCGACCCAUCUGAAAGAAACUUCGUAUCUUCAACUCCAAUAUCUUCCAGACAAGAAAGGCUCCACAAUGCAGUUUUCUCUUACGACAAUCCUUGUUUUUGUUGGAUUCUUGGGAAUGGGUAUUGCUGCUCCAACUAAUUAUGGAGAUGUCUCUGCUGCUUGCUCUGCGGAUGAAGCGUCUACGGAUCUUUGUCCUAUGUGAGAAAAGCACACUGGGUGGAAUGGAUUCAAACAAUGCGACGACCUCUACAGAUUUCAGUCGAGACCUAAGUUGUGAAUGAGAGGGUGAUCAAUUCAAUGUCAAUUAACAUUCCUUGGAACUCUUUCAUUUCGAUAUGUGAAUUUGCUAUGCUCUGCAAGUAGUGUAAACUCCUUCCAUUCCCACAGCCAUGCAAUUACGUAGACAGAUCCCUCGCUCAAGAUGCACAACCACAACUUCAUCUUCUAGAGUGUGGGGGCGGAGAAUGGAUUCACACAGCAGGGGUGGAGUUCCUUGUAGACAGAACGAGAUGCGGCAUCUACGUAACGUUAUUCUUCCACCGUAAGCGAAAAGGCAGAUUAGUCAUGUUGUCUCUCAAAGAGCCGGAAACCCAAGAACUGUCAGCUAACCGAAAAGCUGUACAGCUGUUCCCUCGCUUGCCACAUCACUGUAGUCUAGAAUCCGUGCGCCGAUGAUGAUUGGACAUAUCUCAAUUUGACGGUACUGUUGCUGAAGCCCAGGAGAAUGAACUAUGUCACACGGUUCCUUGCACAUGCGUUCAGCCAUUGAGAGCGAGCAGGAAAUUUGGCCCCCGAAUAUCUUUCUUGUUUUCGUAUUGACUUGACCGGUGUUCUGUCCAUACAGGAAAGGCGCAUUAUAAGCUUCUUCUUUUUCUUCCACCC
Messenger RNA from Periconia digitata, 1084 nucleotides. The record is from the annotation of a GenBank genome assembly. Lineage: Eukaryota; Fungi; Ascomycota; Dothideomycetes; Pleosporales; Periconiaceae.